AUGGAUCCAAUGUCUUCUUGUUCUGUUCAGAAAUUCGUUUUCUGUGCUCUGAAACUGUACUUGACUGAAGUGGAUGGUGUUGAUUUCCAUAAUGCCCCCGAGGAAGUGAGGAGACUCAUCAACCUUUGGGUUGAAACCCGUACACAUGGUAAAAUCAAGGACCUUCUCCCCAAGGACAGCUUUGACUGCCUUGCUCAGCUCCUGCUGGUGAAUGCUCUCUACUUCAAAGGACAAUGGGAAGUGAAAUUUGACAAAGAGCUCACAGAAGAAGCUCCCUUUUACCCUCAUCAUGCAGAUGAGAAGGAAUGCCACAGUGUACAGCUGAUGCACAGGAAGGGUGUCUACAAUGCAGGGACAAUUGACCUAUGCAACGUUCAAGUCCAAGUUGUUGAGAUCCCCUACAAGAACAAUGAACUGACCUUCGUUCUACUGCUGCCAGUAGACUGCAAUGCAGAAGCUCUUGAACAGCUGGAAGAUGGACUUAGCCACGAGCAUCUGCUUGACCUGUCCUGUCAUCUGAAGGCCAUUGAGGUGGAUUUGGCCAUUCCCAAGUUCAGCUCAGAGAAGAGCAUUGAAGCCAACGAAUACCUGAAUCUGCCGGAUCUGACUGACCACGAAAAGGCCGAUUUCUCUGGAGCAACCACAACAGAAGGCGUGGCUCUGACUCAGCUGGUCCAUGAUGCUGCUAUCGAGAUUGAUGAGGAGGGUGGUGAAGAACCAGAGCCAGUCCCUUGCCCCAAGGAUAGGCGUCCACGUCGGGAACCUGUGGAGAUUCGGGCUGACCAUCCUUUCCUCUAUUACAUCGUGCACAAUUGCACCCAGAGUAUCAUUGCUCUCGGUAGAUUUGCUAAGCCAGAAUAAAGGAAGAGUGCAUGCAACAAGAUCAAUGGAAAAUGGAUACGGAAAAUCUUUUAUAGAAGAAUAUUGUUUCCCCCUCUCCUCUUUACUCAGCAAGGCCAAGCUUUGCAUAGCUUUGGGCAAAGAGAACUUUCAUUGGGUGGCGGGCCUAAUUUUCAUGGUAUGACAACAAUGUUUUAUUGCUCUACCUGCCUUCUCCUGUCAUUUUACAUCUUUUCAAUAAGAUGUUUGAUAAAUGACAAUAUUGCGAUGGAAGAAGCUGCACUUCCUUGGGCCACAACUAAUUUUUUCUAAAUGGAACACUGGGGUGGAGUCAGGAAAAUGUCGCUAUUCUGGAAUCUGCUUCUUGAUGAAAGUCGUCUUGUUCUUUCCUGAUGCAAAUCUGCCUAACUAACUGAAGCAAAACUAACUAACUGAAGCAAAAUUCAAAACAAAAAAAUUCCUUCCAGUAGCACCUUAAAGACCAACUAAGUCAGUUCUUGG
Messenger RNA from Podarcis muralis (Common wall lizard), 1341 nucleotides. Its product is annotated as serpin B3-like. The record is from RefSeq and is a predicted model, not a curated record. Gene Ontology annotation, molecular function: serine-type endopeptidase inhibitor activity. Gene Ontology annotation, biological process: negative regulation of endopeptidase activity. Lineage: Eukaryota; Metazoa; Chordata; Lepidosauria; Squamata; Lacertidae.